Molecule: messenger RNA, 2675 nt
Organism: Pleuronectes platessa (European plaice)
Lineage: Eukaryota; Metazoa; Chordata; Actinopteri; Pleuronectiformes; Pleuronectidae
Exons: 6
Coding region: 159-2675 (838 amino acids)
Source: RefSeq, a predicted model, not a curated record
AAUCAAAGUUUCGUCACUGGUGACAUGUGCCAACUUGUCUCUCAUCAGUUUCCACAGAGCUCCUGAAGUGGACGGUCACAGAGAGACAAAGACGUGAAUCAAUCUAAACAGCACAUGGACACAAUCCCAUCUACAGGGACACAAUCCCAUCUGGCGUGAUGGGAGGUCGGACGCAGAGAUGGGGGAUACUGAGCCUCCUGAUCCUUUUCAGCCUCCUCAGCCUCACUCAACCAAUCCAGGUGAGAGAUGAAGAGUGGGAGGAGCUCGGACCGGACCUCGCUGCACUGCACCGUCUGAGGAACCUGCCUGAACACAUGUUUCAUGAACGGCUCCAGGAGUCUGCACUACAAAGUGUCAAUGGAGACAGACGGGACAGAGAGGGGACAGACAGAAUGGACUGGACCUCCAUCAAAGAGCCGAAGCUGGACUCAAACAUGAACUCCGCCCUGAAACAUGGUGUCCGUGUAGCCAGGGCGGAUAUUGACCGAACCCCAAUGAGUUUGCUGGAUGGUCUUCAGGACUGUGAGAAUGUCACCGCCUGCAUCAUUCAAAGGAAACAGGACUUUGAAACCUUCUUGGACGGUUUUGAGGAACAGAAGAUACAAGAUCGGCUGAUCAGUGCAUCUGAGAUCUCACACAGCUACAGUCAAAAACUUCUGGUCAUGACCGACAGAGACAAGUCAACAGAAGACAGAGUCCAACAGGAAUACAGCCUGGAUCCUCAUUACUCAGUGAUAGUCAGCAAGGACUGUCUGUUCAAUGAGUCCUGUUGCCCUGAAGCAGACGGCUACACCGUAGUGCAAAUAUUUGGAAGUGUUUCAGAAGAUGGACAAAGUGUAUCUGGGCUUUCUGGCUCAUCUCUUGCGGAGCUGAUGUUCAAACCAUCACUGACAGGAUCUCCAGUGUUCUCCCUUAAUGGAAGCACAUCCACACACUUCCAGCAAAACUUCAUGCGCUUUUUUCAGAUCCGUGGAAUCAAAGCAGUCUUAGAAACCAACCAGGAGAAUCUCCAGCUUUACCAGGUCAUGGAUCAACCCGGCUCCGUUUCCAACUACAGAAUUAAAAAAAGACCAGUUGAUCACACCACCCAGUACGACCACCAGCAGAUCAUCAUUAUGGAAUCUGAUCCUGUGGUCAGAAAAGCUGCAACUUUUCUUUAUGAGAAGCAUCCAGAGGUGAGCUCUGUCUACAUUCUGGAUGAAAACCAAAGACCCAAACUGAUCCGUGGGGCCUCUGUGCCUCUCUCAGAGGACAGCAGACUGGUGCUGGUCGGUCAUGGGGCCAAAGACAAUUCAGGAGAGAUGAGAUUGUCUGGGUACGGAGCCCAAGAUGUGGCCAAAGUAAUUCAGAGGACCUCCAGAGUCAGUGAUAAGAUCAAAACAACAAGUGUGGUGUCAUGUGAGGUCGGAUCCGAUAAAGUCUUCAUCCAAACCCUGCUGACGGAGCUUCAUAAGAGCAGCAUUGAGACAGAGCUGCACCUGAGGGAUGCUGUGACCCAGGUCCGGCACACGGGAGAGAAAAUUACUCAAGAAAUCUCUCCAGACGGAGUGAAGUGGCGUCACAAAGACGACAGCACGAAGGUGGUGGCAAACCUUGAUAGAAACGGAGAAGUAAUUAUUAGAAAUGAGCCUGGCAGCAAAGGAGAGGCAGUGUUUACCAAUGAAAGGAACUUUCUGAUGGGCAAGCGUAAAUCAAAGCCGGAUUCGAGCAACAAAGACAAACUUCCAAAUGAGCCGAGGAGAUUUAUUCCCCAGGAUAGAGACUUUAAGACGUACAGCGAUGGCUUAUAUAAAGUUGAGGCUCUGACUUGGGGAUUAUUUCAUUCUGAUCAGCUCCUUCCGGAAAAGGUCAGUUUCCAAAACUUGCAACAGUUAGAGAGGCAUUUUGUUAUUGGGAAAAAAUUCAGAGAUAAUAAUGAUAAGGAGAAAAUGACUUGGAUAACGGACAAGGAAGAACUAACGAGCAUUCUUUCCAAGUGUUAUGAGAUUAAAUCAGGCAAAGAUGUUAGAAGUAUCAUCCGUCACUAUGCAAAGACGGGAGAAAAUGUGCCAACAUACCUGAUGAUCAAUGACUGGAUAUUAGAAAUUAAUCCUAAAAAUCUGUACGUUCAUCCAGUUGGAAAGAAGCUUGACAACAAUCGAAUGGGAAAUGAGGAAACAAUUGAUGACGUUAAGAGAUGUGUUACUGAACAGAUCGGCAAAGAAAGUUACAACGAAAUGAAACUUAAAAUAGGAUCAAAGGAGACAUAUGUUGAAUAUGUGGAAGGUACUUUGAAAGGAGAUUACAAAAGAAAAAUAUCUAAGAAAACAGAUGAAAAAGUACGACAAACUGAGCAAAAAAAAAUUCUUUCCACUGAAGCCUGGUCCACCACAUACUUCACGGCCUCAGUUAUAUCUGAAUCUUCUAGAAAUUUCCGGACAUUUCCUCUGACUCUCAUGGCUCUGGAUAUGGUUCAAAGCCCAAAUACAAAGGAAGCUGGAGUGAAUUUCUUUUUUGAUGAACACCCAAUGGCAACAGGAGGGAGUUGGAUUGAUCCAAAGAGUCGUGGAUUCAGUGGCGCCACAACAGCGGAUGUAAAGAAAUUUGCUAAACUAAAGACAGUCCUAGAAAAAGAGCUCCAUCUGUACAACUUGUGGUUUGAGAAUGUUAAAAAAAGGUUCUGUCUCGGAUAUUAG